Cydia strobilella is the source of this 1495-nucleotide messenger RNA. RefSeq names its product short stature homeobox protein 2-like. The record is from RefSeq and is a predicted model, not a curated record. Bases 278 to 1138 code for a protein of 286 amino acids. The transcript is spliced from 5 exons. NCBI's taxonomy places the organism in Eukaryota, Metazoa, Arthropoda, Insecta, Lepidoptera, Tortricidae. Gene Ontology annotation, cellular component: nucleus. Gene Ontology annotation, molecular function: sequence-specific double-stranded DNA binding; DNA-binding transcription factor activity, RNA polymerase II-specific. Gene Ontology annotation, biological process: regulation of transcription by RNA polymerase II.
CAAAGAUUCAUUGUCAAUAUAACGAUAAUGUAGGCGUGCAUUACGCUUCACCGGGGCUCCAGACCAGACUCCCGCGGCUGCAGCCCACAGCGCCUGCGCGCGGCAGGCGGGGCUUCGCUACACGCCCUCGCGCUAUUACACAACAAUAUACACCCUAUUUACAAACUGUAGGGGUCUUAAUGGGUUGAUAUGUCGGGUAAAAGUUGAUGUGGGCGUAGCGCCGCCUCUUCUAGCGUAGUUUGUUCAGCGUGGCGCGAGCGGGCGCGCGUGUUCAGUAAUGGUGAUGGAGCGGCUGGCGGACUUCGUCAGCAAGUCGCUGGAGGGGGGCGAAGCGCCGGCGCCGCCGCCGGAGCCCGGGGAGCCGGAGGAUGCGGAUGAAGAGGUGGAUAUUACGGCGUUGGAGGCGCCAGCGCCGAAGCGGCCUAGGAAUUGGUUACUGUCGCCCGUGCCCGCGCCCUGUAAACGGGAGGAUGAAGACGACCACAAACAUGAUGUAUCCGACAAAUCAUCGAACUCAAUCAGCAAUGGCGGCGGCAAGCAGCGGCGGUCUCGCACAAAUUUCACUUUAGAACAACUAGGAGAGUUGGAGCGGUUAUUCGACGAGACGCACUACCCUGAUGCGUUCAUGCGAGAAGAGCUUAGUCAGCGGCUAGGACUUAGCGAGGCGAGAGUGCAGGUGUGGUUUCAGAAUCGACGCGCCAAAUGUCGGAAACAUGAGAGCCAAAUGCAUAAAGGUCUGCUAGUAGCCGGGAGCGGCACUCCUUUAGAGCCAUGCCGCGUGGCGCCGUACGUGUCGGUGCCGCGGCUGUCGGCGGUGCCGCGCGCGCCGGGCCCGCCGCCGCCGAUGCCGCCGCUCGCGCCGCACCCACCGCCCGCCGCCUUCGCGCCAUUCGACUCAGCUCUGCUAUCUGCUGCGGCGCACCAGUACGCGAGUGCAGCAGCAGCGGCGGCUGCAGCGGCGCUAUGCCCGCCGUACGCCGGCCUCGCGGCGCUGGCGGCGCGCUGUCGCUCCUCCUCCAUCGCCGACCUGCGCCUCAAGGCGCGCCGACACGCCGCCGCGCUGGCCGCGGCGCGAGCGCCCACGCCGCCGAUUCCCGCCGAAUCCGCGCCGCCCGCCGCCGCGCCCGCAGACGCAUAGCCUCACGCCAUACCGAUCAAUUUAACUGUGAAAUGUGUACAUAAGUAAAAAAAUAUAUUAUGUGACGACGAAAGUUGAACGAAAUCGGAUGUGGGUGAUAGUAGACAAUUAUAAUUCCAAAAAAUGCACGACGUACAACUUCAAAGUUGUAAUUAAGUAAGUGAUAGUGGUGAUACCGUCUUGAGCGAUGAUGUAUCAGGCGAAAAGUUAUUGGACUCGCGUCGCGUGAUGACUAACUUUUAGCUAAAAUCAAAGGUUUAGGGUGAACACACUACACUAUACCUAUAUGUAAGUAUCUACAUAAACAUAAUCAACAUAAUUAUACUCACACACAAUAUUUUCAUCUGAAAAAAAUGA